CUUGCGCCCAGCCCCGGCCGCACUUCCCCGUUCCUUUCCUUUCUGACAGAUCGUCUCGCGCGCUGGCCGGGUGCGAGUCCGAGAGCCUCCCCGAACGCUGAGGAGGGAAUGUGGCGCGCGCGGGAAGGGGCCGGCCUCAGCGUCAGGGCCGGCGCUGUCGUCCGCUUCCCUUUCCCCAGGCCCCGGAGCUGAGACCCGAAACCAGGGCGCGGCUCCCUGGCCCCGGGCAUGGAGGACCCGGAGGCGGCACCCGCUCAGGCCGAGGGCGCGGAGCCGGCGCCCUGGGCGCACCUAGAGGCCCCCGCCCGCCUCCUGCUGCAGGCGCUGCAGGCGGGGCCCGACGGGGCGCGGCGCGGCUUGGGGUUGCUGCGGGCUCUGAGCGGCCGCGGCGGGGAGCCCUUCGGCUGGGACCGCGUCUUCGAGGCGCUGUGCCGGGAGGAGCCAGUCGUGGAGGGCCCGGACUGUCGCCUGGUGCUGAAACCACUGCUGCUGCGAUUGCCCCCGUUAUGCCAGAGGAACCUGAUGUCCCUACUGAUGGCUGUUUGGCCGUCGCUGCCUGAAAGCAGUCUCCACCCUGUGCUGCAGAUUGUGCAGCAGGAUCCAAGCCCCGACCCUGAUCCCUGGCUCCGGACCCUUGCGGAAUUUCUGCGAAGGGAUCUAGGUGUUGGGAUCUCCAUUGAGGGAGUGUCCCCACUGUCUAAAAGGUGCCAGAGACAGCUCCGAGGCCUGUGUAGGCAGCUGGGCCAAGGGGGCAGGAAGUUGAAGUUGCCCCAGGCUCCAGAUCCUGAAGGGAAAGAACAGGAGGACAAGGACUCCCAGCGGCCUGGGAAGCGCAGAAAGGAUCCGGAGGAAGAGCCUGCCAGUCCUGAGGGGGAGAGGGCCCCCAAAAGGCUCCGGUGUUUGGAAAAGGAAGAAGAAGAAAGUCAUGAGGAAAACAGACCUGAACGUGAAUCUUUGGAGUCCCUGGCCAAUGGAGGAGGUGCAUCAUCCAUUAAGAACCAGCCUGUUUUGGGGGCUAAGCCCAGUGAGGCUGGUCAGAGUCUAAAGGAUGCUAAGGGCCUACCUGAGAGUUUGGAGUUGCCCAGAGCUAUCCAGGAACAAGUUCCCAGGCUGCAGCAGUUGCUCAAGACCCUCGGGAAGGGGGUGGAAGGGCUGGAGGGCACCCCACCAGUUGAGCUGCAGCUUCUCCACGAAUGCAGUCCUGGUCAGGUGGACCUGGUGUGUGCCCAGCUGCAGCUCCCGCAGCUCUCGGACACAGGUCUCCUGCAGCUCUGCACCUGGCUGCUGGCCCUUUCACCAGACCUCAGCCUCAGCAAUGCUACUGUGCUGACCAGGAGCCUCUUCCUUGGACGGAUUCUCUCCCUGACUUCCUCAGCCUCCCGCUUGCUCACAACUGCUCUGACCUCCUUCUGUACUAAGUACACCUAUGCCGUCUGCAGAGCCCUCCUUGGCCCUGUGCUCCAAGCCCCAGGAACAGGUCCAGCUCAAACAGAGUUACUGUGUUGCCUUACAAAGGACGAGGCCCUGGAGCCGGACAUGCAGGCUCUAAUGCUGGGACAGAUCUUGGAGCUGCCCUGGAAGGAAGAGACUUUCUUGGUGUUGCAGUCACUCCUGGAGCGGCAGGUGGAGAUGCCCUCUGAGAAGUUCAGUGUGUUGAUGGAGAAACUCUGUAAAGAGGGGCCAGCAGCCACCACGUCCAUGGCCUAUGCCAAGCUCAUGCUGACAGUGAUAACCAAGUAUCAGGCCAAUAUCAGUGAGCCCCAGAGGCUGGGCCUGGUGGCAGUUCUGGAGCUCAAUACCACUUUCCUGAGGAAGUCCCUGCAGGCUGCCCUGAGACAUCUGGCCCCCUGACCAUCCACCAAGGGACCACCCUCCCGGACCUCCCUCGUCAGAUUCCCGAAGGACACUUCUGCCCUGAGCACCUCACCCUGCCCCUUGCCUGGGGGUCAGGGCUGAGCCUGGCCAUCCCAGGGGUCAACUGUCUCCCUGCUCCAGGCUGCAGAGAAGCCAUCUGGGCCACCCAGCCAGCAGGAAGGGUCUGGGGCUAAGGGGCUGGGUGAGUUGUAUUACCAAGAGCUGCUGAGCCUGGGCUGCCUCCUUGUCAUUUCUACCUCAGGCUGUGGGGACAGACACUUUAAGAUAGGUCCAGCGGUUAAGACUCCUCACUUCCAUUGCAGGGGAUGAGGGUUGGAUCCCUGGUUGGGGGAGCUCCGCAUGCCGUGAGAUGUGGCCAAAAUAUAAUAAUAAUAAAUAAAAUAGGAAUUAAGAUAGGCCUCAAUAGGGUCAAAGCUAGCACAAAUCUCUUGUGCGCAAGUGUAUGUUAUGAUCCUCUGUGUUGUUUCUGACUUGCAUAAUAAUUGAUCAGUGGUAUUUCAUAAAAAGCAGAAAGUUCAGUAAUGUCUUAUUAGAAGCAGUGCCUGCCUUCCUACUAACUCUGGGUGUUUGCUGAAAACUAACACAUACCAUGCCACCCCCACCCUGCUCAGUGACAGGGGCAUCUUUUUCCAAGGGAAAUGUUUGGUGCGGGGAAGGUGGUAGAGUUCUGUGGGCCAGAUCAUGUAUGAUACCACCCACCCCAGCCCUAUCAGAGCUGUCUGUUGAGUACGUGGGCUGUGCAUCCUGCACUGGGGAAGGGGGCUUGAGGGUGAGAGUGACUCAGCCUGGAGUUGGGGAAGACUUUUGGGCAGAUGAUGACUUUUGAGGAGGGAUCUGAAGGGCUCCUGGGAUUACUGUGAGCAGAGAACAGGAUGAGGCUUAUUGGACAGGAAAGGCAGAAAGGGUGUGCAAUACUGUGGGCUUGUGUGUUCUACAACUAUAUUCCCACAGCACUUAGCUAGGCACCUUGUUCAUAGUAAACACUUAACCUGGGGACUUCCUUGGUGGUCCAGUGGGAAAGACUCAGCGCUCCGAAUGCAGAGGGCCCGGGUUCGAUCCCUGGGCAGGGAACUAGAUCUCACAUGCAUGCUGCAACUGAGUUCGCAUGCCGCAAAUAAGAUCACACAUGCUGCAACUAAACAUGCCAUAACAAAGAUCCAGCGCAGCCAAAGUAAAUAUUUAAAAAACAAGCAAACAAACAAAAAGCCACAACCUGUAGAUGUUACUGAGUCAACUAUCAGGUGAAAGUUCAUCACAGAACCUUACCCGCUCCUCCCCACCGCAGGCUCUGAGGCGCCGGGAAGAGAACUCGACAUUUCCCUUCCCACAACUUCCUCAGAAGCCGUGAGCCCCCGUUAGAACAAGAUGAUGAGGGAGACAGGUCAGGAGCAAAGCCUGCUUUUGAGAAGUGAAGCAGGUGCUAAAGUCAGGAGGAAGCAUGGAGGCUUAAGGGACAAACAUGUCGGAACUGCACGCGCUCAGCGGCCGGCACGGGGCGGCGCCCAGGAGUGUGACUACUGCAGCUCACCGCCCUGGGCUCAGCCUCUUCCCUAAGGGCCUGGGGCAGCUGCUGGUGGCAACGGGCGCCCGGGACCACCACCGGUGGUUGCGCA
Mesoplodon densirostris (Blainville's beaked whale) is the source of this 3488-nucleotide messenger RNA. RefSeq names its product FA complementation group E (gene FANCE). The record is from RefSeq and is a predicted model, not a curated record. The transcript is spliced from 10 exons. Gene Ontology annotation, biological process: interstrand cross-link repair. NCBI's taxonomy places the organism in Eukaryota, Metazoa, Chordata, Mammalia, Artiodactyla, Ziphiidae. Gene Ontology annotation, cellular component: Fanconi anaemia nuclear complex. Bases 229 to 1851 code for a protein of 540 amino acids.